This is a messenger RNA of Drosophila biarmipes, 695 nucleotides long. RefSeq lists its product as uncharacterized. Gene Ontology annotation, biological process: DNA-templated transcription initiation. Lineage: Eukaryota; Metazoa; Arthropoda; Insecta; Diptera; Drosophilidae. Bases 91 to 645 code for a protein of 184 amino acids. The record is from RefSeq and is a predicted model, not a curated record. The transcript has 2 exons.
CCUGCCAACGAAAAAUUAUUUCAGUAAUCAAGUUGGCCUAAGCAAACUGUCGAGACCUUUCAAGGCACUUGAAAAUCAUUCCCAAUAACGAUGGCGAAGAAAACGAAUAACAAGCUUAGCGAGAGCGAUUUGGAUAUCGGUCAUGAUCUGGCGUUUGUGGAUAGCCUGCUCGGGGACCUUCAGUUGGAGGCGGAACCGGAGACGCGUGGCGUUAUUCUGAACCUGGCUUACACUUUGGCACGCGAAAAACUGGAGGAGGCCCAACGCUUCGCCAAGCUGGCGAACCGUUCCAACGUGAGUGUCGAGGACCUGGAGAUGGCGAAGCUGCAGAAGACCCGCAAGCUGAGGAAGACCGAGGAGCCGAGCAAGCGCUCGAUGAAGCUGCUGGCCAAGCACACCAGCCAGGAUGCUGCUCUGCCCCUGCCGCGCUCGGACGAGGGAGGCAUGCUGCCCACCUGGCGCAGCUGUCAGAUUGGCGUAAAGGGCAUUCUGAAGGACAAGAGCGCUCAACCGCCGAAGCCAAAGCGGAGGAUGACAAAGCCGGAUAAGACGGAGGCUGCCACUCCUUCCACUUCCGCUACUGCUACUCCUUCCAGGCGUUCCACUUGCACUGCAGCCGCUCCUUCCAAGCCUAAUCCAACUUAAAUUUGGAUUCCUUAGCAUAAUCUUCUAUAAUAUAAAGAGGUUUUAUUUUA